This is a messenger RNA of Fusarium subglutinans, 672 nucleotides long. RefSeq lists its product as uncharacterized. Bases 1 to 672 code for a protein of 223 amino acids. Gene Ontology annotation, molecular function: nucleic acid binding; RNA-DNA hybrid ribonuclease activity. The transcript has a single exon. Lineage: Eukaryota; Fungi; Ascomycota; Sordariomycetes; Hypocreales; Nectriaceae. The record is from RefSeq and is a predicted model, not a curated record.
AUGAUUACGGAGACAACUGGCUGGUGUGGUUGGUGUGAAGUUGUUGAAGACUGCGAUGUUAACGUGUCUACCAUUGGAUUAUUCAACCCGGAUAACAGUCAACAACACCGGAAUGUUCCCAAGGACGUACUCACAGCCUACAACCGCCGUCUAGGCAUUCGACACAUUCGCCACUUCGCCGGGCCCUACCGAUUGCAGAAGGACGAAUCUUCAGUAAUAAUUCAAAUCGAUGGAGCUUGCCGAGGAAAUGGAUCGCGGUAUGCCCGAGGCGGCUGGGGAGUUUUCUUUGGUCCCGAGUCGCAGUACAACACCUGGGAUCUUCUGCCGCCUGGCGCGCCGCAGACCAGUACUUUCGCGGAACUUUACUCCCUGAUGAUAGCGCUGGAAAUGAUCCGUGACGAACUACCGCUCUAUCCCGAAACCGUCUUCAUCGUGUCGGACUCUUCAUAUCUGGUUCGAGUCUUUACGGAGUAUAUGCCUUUCUGGCUGGAUAAUCAGGGUAUAAACUCCCGAGGACAAAGGGUGGCGCACUGGAACUUUUUGCUAGAUAUCAGACAGAUUAUUGAUGACUUGGCUCUUAAUGGCGGUCGGAAGAUGGAGCUCAAGUUUUGGCAUGUACCGAGAGAGCAGAAUGUGGCUGCUGAUGCGCUUGCGAACCGCGCUUUCAAUUGA